AACAGCGUGACUCAGAUGGAGAAUUUUCUCUCCCUUCUGGAAAGAGUUGAUACUUCAUGGCUUACCCUCAGCUUACCCACUUGGGCAACGGACAUGAUCUUUGCCUUUGUGUGUGGGCUGGGGCUCUUCUACCUCUUAUUACCCCUCCUGCCCCUUAACUCACCCCCGCCCCCACCAGGGGAAAACAUCACCGCCCAAAAGGUGGUGAAGAGAGAAUGCAGCAAGGUCAGGAAGAAGACCAGGACCCUGAGAGCUUACAGAGGCGGCAGGAAGAAACCCAAGGUGGACAAGGUACUGGUUUCACUUCUGCGCAGCACUGUAGGGAGGCUUGCCGAUACCAUCAGCUUUUGCCAGCUCCUAAGACAAGAUGCCUCGGGUGAAGGAUUUGAACCAGAAGCUGCACACAAAGACCACCUGCCACCUAGGCAGCAAGCAGAGGAGUCUGUGGCCACCAAUUUGUUCCUGGUGUCUUCCUCGGCUCCUCUCAAAGAGCACCUGCUGCCCGAUUCUAAAACCUUGUUACCUGUCUGGCCGAAUGUCUCAGCUUCUUCUGAGUCACAGUCAUCUGUGGCUGCCUCUCAGCCACCAGAGACCUUGACCCCUAGAAGACGCCCACAGUCACCUGUGGCUGCCUCUCAGCCACCAGAGACCUUGACCCCUAGAAGACGCCCACAGUCACCUGUGGCUGCCUCUCAGCCACCAGAGACCUUGACCCCUAGAAGACGCCCACAGUCACUUGUGGCUGCCUCUCAGCCACCAGAGACCUUGACCCCUAGAAGAUGCCAUUCACCGCCGUGGACACCUUCCCAGACAUCUCAUCCUCCCGAUCCUGUGGCAUACCCUCCAGCCAUGCCCGAUCCCAGCGCCGUGGCUCUCCAGUGUGACCGCAAAGCACUGGGGACCUCACAGAUCACACCUCUGCCAGCACGGGCAGAUGAAAGCAGCCAGCAUCUACAGUGUGUGUCCUCAAAGCAUCCAGAGGUGAUCCAACUACAGAGGGACCCAUGGGAGGAUCUAGCAAACUGUCUGGGAAGAGCUGAGAGAGAGCUGCACAGGAGCCCGGAAGGUUCCCUAGGCAACGGUCUCCAGGCUGUCUCUGAGACAGAGGUGGAAACUUGCCACACGAGACACCCAAGGUGUGACUCUCAAAGUGUCCUCCCCGUGGGACCAGGAAAGAAGGAGCUAGAAGGCACCCUGAGAAACUCCUCAAACAGCCAGUGGAGACACACCAAAGACAGUAAGGUGCCUGUGGGCAUUUGUCGAGGAAUACCGAUGAAGCAUGCAUCGGUCCCUCCUGAAAACUCAAAGGAAACUAGGACAACUUGGGGGAAAUCACCCUUGAAUGAUGCGACCAUGUGCAAGAAAACUUGUAAUGAGAUUUCCUUCCUAGACGCCGGCACCCAGAAGGUGCUGGAAAAACAUCUUACCAGACGCCUGGUGAGGCACAGGUGGAGCCUGCCCCUCAAAGGCCUGAAGACUGUACAUGUUUUCAACGUGAACAGGGCUACAGCUUUGCCCUUUCCGCAGCCCUCCGGUGUCUCUUCAUCCCCCUGGGACUCGGCAAACAACUGUAAAAUGGCCAGUCUCAUGGAAGAGCCUUUUCAGACAGCCCCAGAAGAGAAAGGGAUGAAAAACACCGCCACUGUGGAAUCUCUUUCCACACAGAUCCCUCCUUCUGCCCUCCAGCUCCAAUUCCUGAGAGAGACUCCACCUAGUGACAACCCUGGGCCCUCUGAGGUCGCUACAACUGUCCAGGGGGAUGAUAGGACUUCUAUGUCCACCCCUGAGAGUCUCGUGGGCAGAGACUGGCACAGUGACACAACUCUUGGAUCUUGGACAAGAAACCCAGAGCCAAAUCCAGGCCUCGUCAAGGGUCCAUAUGAGUCACAGGAGAGUGAGGGUGAGGGUAUGUUUUUGGGAGAAAUGUACAAAGGGGUAUCACCAGCUCAGGAGAUCAGUGUGGCAUCCCAGUCACCAAGGAGCAGGUAUACCAGGGAUCUGGAGGAGGCGGAAGAGGAAGAGGCCUGUGACUGGGCACUUUACACAGAAGCUGGGGAGAUGGCAAAGUCUCCAAUCAAGGAUGAGUCGCUGGAGACCAAUGAAAGUCCAUCCCGUUCCAGAACCAUUUCCCAGGAUCCAGAAGACUCAGGCCUGAGCACGCCUCACUGCCUGACCCCUGAUGUUGCCCUGCAGGACUGCAGCACUGAAACAGUCUUUCAAGACUGGGCCCCCGAGGUUCUGCUUGCUGCAGACCUCCUGGCUUCCAGGUCCUCCCAGUCCAGCUUCAAAACUUUGUCCUCUACAAGUAAAUCGACCUCCCAAGACAGCCGCACUUUCUCAUCAAGAGAAAGGAGUUUCUCCAAGACUUCCAGUCCCCAGGAACCAUGGACUAGCCAUAUCUUUGGCCCAAAUAACCAAAAUGAGGAAUAUAGAAGUCCCAGUCAAGACGUACAGUUUUCAAGGAUGAGGCCUGUCCAAGCCUAUGGGUCAAAUAAUCACGGAAAGAAGUUUGGGGAUAGGAUAAAAGGCUUUAUAUUGUCAAUUUUGGCUCCCAAAGGCAAAGGACAGAAUUCCCUGCAAAAAGCCAAGGCCUUAUCAGACACCACCCAAAGCCGAGGGUCAAUCGUGAGCAGGGUGUUCAUGCCCCGACAUGUCGCUGAAGCACAGGACCUCAUGACCUCUAUGAGAUGGAUUCUGGAGGAGAAAUUGGGGAUUCACCAUAGGUUUGCUGCCUCAAAAAAAGUUUUACACAAAGACUCACCGCGAUCUCCAACAGGUAGGCAGGUCUGCCACCACAGGAUUCCUCCUACAGAAUCAAAAACAGCCCAAGGAAACGCUGGCUGGGUGCAUCAAGCCAACCCCAAGGUGCACAGCCAACCUUCCACAGGCAAAUGGAUUCCCUAUGCUAAAAACCAGGCCCCGGUGCUCAGGGAACCUGUGUCCCAUGUCAGUCACUAUCAGUACAGGGCACAGGCACCGCUUGCCCCCGGGACCCUGGUCCACUGUCCCAGGCACUGCCGCUGCAACAGUGCUCUACCUACUGGAAAAGAAAAUGCUUUUCUAAAUAUAAAAUAAACGUUUAGACAUUA
This is a messenger RNA of Mesocricetus auratus (golden hamster), 3089 nucleotides long. Its product is annotated as spermatogenesis-associated protein 31E1-like. Lineage: Eukaryota; Metazoa; Chordata; Mammalia; Rodentia; Cricetidae. The transcript has 5 exons. The record is from RefSeq and is a predicted model, not a curated record. The coding region runs from base 16 to 3075 and encodes 1019 amino acids.